Molecule: messenger RNA, 1642 nt
Organism: Beta vulgaris subsp. vulgaris (sugar beet)
Lineage: Eukaryota; Viridiplantae; Streptophyta; Magnoliopsida; Caryophyllales; Amaranthaceae
Product: cyclin-D1-1
Exons: 6
Coding region: 199-1203 (334 amino acids)
Biological process (GO): regulation of cyclin-dependent protein serine/threonine kinase activity; mitotic cell cycle phase transition
Cellular component (GO): nucleus; cytoplasm; cyclin-dependent protein kinase holoenzyme complex
Molecular function (GO): cyclin-dependent protein serine/threonine kinase regulator activity
Source: RefSeq, a predicted model, not a curated record
ACAAAUCUACGGGAAAUAUACUUGUAAAUUUUGUUAAAGUUCAUAGCAGAAGGUAGACCAAUAUUCUGGUAUAAAUACACGAUGAGAUUCACAUACAAUCUUCACCAGCUCCCCUCUCUCUCUCUCCUUCUCCUAUCAAUAUUCAAUACUUAAAAGUUAAACAUGGAAGAAUCGUAAACCAGGUAGGGCUCAACCACCAUGUCAUUCUCGUACUCCACUUGCUUUCCCGACUUACUUUAUUCCGAAGAAUCCGGCGACGUUAUCUCCGGCGGAAUAUCCUCAUCGGUUGAAAAGGACGAGUCGAUAAUCGCCGGAUUUAUCGAAGAAGAGCGAAACUCCGAUGAAGGCGUUUUGGAUUCUUCUGCUCUCUCCUCUUCACUUCAAGAUUCUUCCGCUCGUUCUCGCUCCGUUGCAUGGAUUCUCAAGGUGAGAGCGUUCUAUGGUUUUGAGGCAGUGACAGCAUACCUCGCUGUCAACUACUUAGAUCGCUUUCUGAGUUGCCAUCAUCUACCGCUUUUUGAAAUGCAGCAAACAGGUGGGUGGCCAUUACAACUUUUAUCGGUUGCAUGCUUGUCACUAGCUGCCAAGAUGGAGGAACCUCUUGUUCCUUCCUUGUUGGAUCUUCAGGUGGAAAGUGCUAAAUUUGUUUUUGAGCCAAAGACGAUUCAAAAAAUGGAACUUCUUGUGCUUGGUGUUCUAAAUUGGAGAUUACGACUAGUUACACCGUUUACCUUCAUUAGUUUCUUCGCUUACAAGCUUGAUGCGACGGGAUCUUAUGCAGGCCUCCUAAUAGCGAGAUCAACCAAUAUUCUCCUUUCUAAUUUACAUGCAGAGGGCAGCUUUCUGGAGUAUUGGCCAUCAAGCAUAGCUGCAGCUGCCAUACUUUGCGCAGCAAUUGAAAUGCCAAGUUUGUCCUUUGUCACCCUUGAGCAUGCUGAGUCAUGGUGUGAUGGGCUGUGUAAAGAAGAGGUUGAGAAGUGCUACAAGUUAAUGAAACAGUAUGUGGUGGAUCAUAGCAGAAGGAAGUCCAUUAAAGUGAUACCACAAUUGAGAGUAACAGCACAAAUAAUCACCAAAACAAGACCUUAUAAUAACGACUCAUCUCAACCUUCAUCUUCCACCUCCUCAUCAUCACCUUUUUCUAAUAAAAGGAGAAAAUUAAACAAUUACUCACUGGCUCAUGAUGAUGAUCAUGAUGUCUAGAAUCCUCAAAAAAAAAUAAAGAUAAUAGGAAUAGUUUUUAUUUUUUUAACUUUUUGAGGCUUAUUCUGCAAUGCCAUUGGAUUAAAAAAAUGGCGUUUGUAGACUCCCAAGGGUAUUGGGAGUUUGUCUAGUACAUUGUAUAUAUAGAGAGAGAAAGAGUGGGAGUAUUGGAAGUGGGGAGUUGAUUAUGCAAAUUCAAAGGUUGCAUUGAUUAAAAGAAGGAAAAUUUUCCUUUUGUUAGCAGCCUAGCAAGUAGCAAGGGAGAGUUGUGGAGUCCAUAUUAUAUGUAUAGGUGAGAAAAAUUGAAGCUUGUGUAAAAAAUAUAUACUUCCUCCGUUUCGUUUUAAAUGUAAUAAAUGAAUGUUUUAUAUCUCACAAAAAAAUAUUCAUUUAUUGCAUUUAAAACGAAACGAAGGAAGUAUUAAGAUGUUUGGUCUUU